AAUGCAGGCGGGGCGGAGCGAAGCAGAGCACCGCCUUUCCGAGAGAGCUGUCUCCUCCUUCUACUCCUCUUCCGACAUGGCGGCGCCGGCGGAGCUCAGCGGCCUCAGCGAUGAGGCGGCCUACGCCGCCUGCUCGGAGCCGGAUGCCAGUACGAAGGAUUUUUUAUUCCAGCAAACAAUGUUAAGAGUAAAGGAUCCUAAGAAGUCACUAGAUUUUUAUACAAGAAUUCUUGGAAUGACACUGCUUCAAAAAUUUGACUUUCCUGCUAUGAAGUUCUCACUCUAUUUCCUGGGAUACGAAGAUAAAAAUGAUAUUCCAAAAGACAAAACUGCGAGAACAGCUUGGACUUUCUCUAGAAAAGCUACACUUGAAUUGACACACAACUGGGGUACUGAAAAUGAUGAAAAUCAGUCUUACCACAAUGGAAAUUCAGAUCCCCGAGGAUUUGGACACAUUGGAAUUGCUGUUCCUGAUGUCAAUAAAGCUUGUAAGAGGUUUGAAGAACUAGGAGUGAAAUUUGUGAAGAAACCAGAUGAUGGUAAGUCUUGAUCAGAAAUACAAGUAAAAUGAAAGGACUUGCAUUUGUUCAGGAUCCUGAUGGCUACUGGAUUGAAAUUUUGAAUCCCAAUCACAUGGUGACUCUCACUUAGUUCUAAUGAAGUAUAUUAUAUGAGACUCUCACUUUCAGUCCCCUGGAGAAAAUCUGUAGCAGUGUUUAUGAAAAUCUCACUUAAUGAAGAGGAAUCAGUUGUGUUCAGAAUCUCUUAAAACUAUCUCCUGGGUCCUUGCUGUACUUGGAUUCUUUUAUUCCUGUCCUGUGAUGCCACUUCAGUUUGUUCCCAAUUAUGAAUACUCAACUGUUUUUUUUUGAAAAGCUCAUACACAGAUUCUCUUCUUGAAUAUUGAUUAUGUUAAUAUUUCACCAAGCCCUAUCAAAAGAUACAUGAUCAGAAAUUCCCUGGCUCUCACACCCUUAAACUAACAAAACAAAAAAUCCUUUGUUGCUACUGAUGAGCUUCAACAAGGAAGAAAAAAAAAAUACACCUUCAGAAUAUUUUUUUUUAAAUAAUGUCAACACAUCCUGAAGGCUUCAUGCACUAUAUUGUAGAAUAUAAAAUGUAGAAAUAAAACGUCAGACUGACUUGAGUACUAGUAUGUUUAUGAAAGUCCUUAUCUUACUUGUAUUAUAUCAGGCAAAACUCUUUAUGGAGCAGCCUUAAGCAGCCUUGCCUAGAACAAGAUACUUUGUGGAGGCAAUAAAUCAGUCCAGCAGAAAAAAAUCAGUCUUUCAGCUUCUGGCUGCUGAUUGACAGGCAAGAUAAGAGGUCUCACAGUUGCUAACUUGCCUCUUGCUCCUUCUUGUCUCUUCCAGUGCUAGACAGAACUUGCUCAUAAUUUUUAUUUCAGUGAAAGUCUGGGGCUAUGUUUAAUUUAAAUGCUGGGUACAUUCUGCAUUAGGAAAUAAAAAAUGAGUGUCUGAAAAAACGGCUUCCUACCAGUAGUGUCCUCACAAAAGCAAUGAUGGUUACUGAAAUGGUACCCGUAACCAGUAGGAAAACAUGCAACAUUUACGUAUGUUGCACAGAAUAUUUGAAUUAAUGCUAUUCCUCCUGUUACGAAUGAUGUAGACCAUAUCAGGUUUUGAAAUCCUGUACCUUCAAGAAAAAAAACCAACUCUUUGCCCUGUCUUACUAUGGCUUGAAUAGGUUAUUAUGACUAGUUAAUGUAAUGGCAUUGCAAUUCACUUCCAAGUAAAGCAUUAGUGAAAACUACAAAAUCA
Molecule: messenger RNA, 1781 nt
Organism: Pezoporus occidentalis (night parrot)
Lineage: Eukaryota; Metazoa; Chordata; Aves; Psittaciformes; Psittacidae
Gene: GLO1
Product: glyoxalase I
Exons: 6
Coding region: 2-550 (182 amino acids)
Molecular function (GO): lactoylglutathione lyase activity; metal ion binding
Source: RefSeq, a predicted model, not a curated record